AUGGCAGCGAAUUCGAAUUCCCAAUACGUGAAUCUGGAUAGAAUAUGGACGAUUCUAAAGGGAGGCAUCACACAGAUUUACAAGCAAGAGCUAACAACGCAGCAGUACAUGGAUUUAUGGUCAUUGGUUUACAACUACUGCACCACAGAACAGAAGAACAGUAAAAAGUACUUCAACCUGUCUUCAGGCAGAGUCAAAGUUGGACGCUCCGAAAUUAUUGGUGGAGAACUCUACGAACGCUUAGAGAACUUCUUAGCAAAUUAUUUAACUGAUUUGUUAAAGAGCGGAUCGAAUUUGAACAACGAAGAGUUUUGGACAUUUUACACCACAAAAUGGGUUGAAUACCGAUUCUUGAGCCGUGUACUGACCGGUGUGUUCGGCUACAUCAAUCGUACAUGGGUUCGUCGUGAAUGCGAGGAGGGUAACGAAGAUGUCUACGAAGUGUUUCAAUUGGCACUGGUCACAUGGCGCGAACAUUUGUUCAAGCACCUCAACAAACAAGUUGAGCCAUACUUAAACUGA
This is a messenger RNA of Sitodiplosis mosellana (orange wheat blossom midge), 522 nucleotides long. Its product is annotated as cullin-1-like. Gene Ontology annotation, biological process: SCF-dependent proteasomal ubiquitin-dependent protein catabolic process; protein ubiquitination. The transcript is spliced from 4 exons. The record is from RefSeq and is a predicted model, not a curated record. Bases 1 to 522 code for a protein of 173 amino acids. NCBI's taxonomy places the organism in Eukaryota, Metazoa, Arthropoda, Insecta, Diptera, Cecidomyiidae. Gene Ontology annotation, molecular function: ubiquitin protein ligase binding. Gene Ontology annotation, cellular component: SCF ubiquitin ligase complex.